Rhincodon typus (whale shark) is the source of this 4953-nucleotide messenger RNA. RefSeq names its product coiled-coil domain containing 141 (gene ccdc141). Bases 1 to 4953 code for a protein of 1650 amino acids. NCBI's taxonomy places the organism in Eukaryota, Metazoa, Chordata, Chondrichthyes, Orectolobiformes, Rhincodontidae. The record is from RefSeq and is a predicted model, not a curated record. The transcript has 23 exons.
AUGAGCAGUGAAAGUGAUUCUGGAAGUCGACCUACAGCAACAACAAUUAGCACCGUAGCUGUCCAGACAGGAGACUCGAGAAUUGUUGUAGCAGUACUGAAGGCUGGGACAUGUGUUGAGCUCCAAUUGGUUGAAUCAGUACCAAAUCUGCUUGAAAUUGGCAGCAAUGCGGAAGAAACCAGGAAAAUACUGACUGAACAUGAGAUACUUCUUGCUAAACUGAAGACACAUGAAGGUGGUGUUAGGGAUUUGCUGCUUGAAGCUGACAGAACAGCAGAGGCCCAUGAAGACCAAAGUCAACUCUAUGAUGAGAUGGGAAGAACUCUGGGAGUUAAUUGGACAACUCUCAACCAAUUGCUUGAAAAUCGAAAGAGACUUUUAAAAAUGGCAUCCGAGUUCUUUGAUCAAGCUUUAGAGUUUGCUAUAAAAAUUGAUGAAGCUGAAGAAUUUCUGAACAGUGCCCAAAUAUUUGAGGAUAUGGAUUCCUUGAAGCAACUCCUUCAUCAGCAUCAAGAUCUUAAGAAAGUCCUUUUAACAAGUUCAAUGGUUCUUCUCAACAAAAGUCAAGAACUCCUUAAUGUAAUCAAAGAGUUCAAAGUCCCUGGACCGAAAGCACAUUCUGAACUAACUCAUGGGGCUCACAGCAGCUGUGUAAAGAUUGAAAGUCUAAUGGAACUACUACAGGACAGGAGGAGACAGCUGGAGGAGCAAUCAUAUCGUCAAAGGCUGGACCUGGAGCAAAUUUUACAGAUCUAUCAAUGGGACCAGCAGGUAGAUAAGGUGAUGCAAUGGUUCCAGCAUGAUGGUGAGACAUAUUUACGGAAUGAAAACUUAGGUUCAUCUCUAACUGAAAGUGAAUGGCUACUUCAGGAGCACCAUCGUGUUGGGUGUAAAGCCCAGGAAUUCAUGUCUGUAGCUGAAAAGUUAAAAGCUGAGGCUGAUGAGAUUUUGCUGAUCGAAGACUUUACUGAUAAAGAACAGAUGGCAGUUCAAAAUCAGAAACUGAAGCUGAUGUGUGAGCAGUUCUGGCUACUCAUGAAGGAACGAGAAUUAUUGCUCCAAGAGGCCCAUGAAUUUUUUAAUAGUGCAAAUAAGGGAUUUGAUAUACUGGGAGGAAUAGAAAGUCAUCUGAAACACCUUAAUUUAAAGUCUCUGUGCUUGACAGAACUCUCUAAAGAACAUGCUUCUGUGUGCCAGGCAAUCAAAGAUGCAACUUCAGAUGCUCUACUGAAGGGACACCUGCUCCUGAGUAAAAUUGAUCCACAAAGAGCCACAGGAAUUCAGGAGAUGAUUGGUUACGUUCAACAGAGAGUAGAUCAUUUAACUGGACAAUGCUUUGCGCAUAAGGAGCUAGCUUUAAAGAAACAGCAAUUGAUCACAUCCUUUGACGAACAUUUUGAAAAGGUCUCAGGAUGUCUCCAAGCAUACAGAUCACGCCUUUCCAGUACAUUAGAGCCAGGUUCCUCUCUUUCCGAAACUGAAGACAUUCUGAACAAAUAUUUAGAAAUGGCUGAUCAGUUCAAGGAGGUAGAGAAUGAAUUAGCACACAUUACAGACAUCAUCAAACAGGCUGAAGUGUUUGACGUCCCAGAAGUAAAAUCAUUUUCUGAGAGGUUUGUUGUCCUGAACACUGAAUGGAAAACAUUGUGUCGGAACCUGAAUACACGGGUUGAACACUUGCAAUCUUACACGACCUUUCUGAAACAAGCUGAAGAGGUCGAAGCAUUUAUGCAAAGUUUAGAAGAUUGUUUCCAGUCUCAAUCAAUGAAGGAUAAUGAAGAAAAUGUCAGGUCAUUGUUGGAGCUUGCUGAUUCCAAAUGGCAGUCGGUCCUAAUGAGUUUUCUUUCCCUCCAAGAUCUGGCGUUCAACUUUAAGAGUGCAGUAAAUAUGCAGUUGAAUGCUGAAGUGGAAUACAGAAUAGCAAUAGCUGAGCUUUUGGCACUGAAAGGUGUUUCCCUAAAAGAAAGAAAUGAAAAAGUCAUGGAGUUACAAAAUCUUCAUCAACAAGUUAAGAAUAAAAUAAAAGAAUAUGAAAUAAUUUUUCUUAAGACAGUUAAAUUUCAUAAGACCACUGAAGAGCUUGAGGUUAUGAAGAAGACUGGAGAACUAGAAUAUCCAGAACUGUUAACAAUGUCAGACAGUAGCAGAGAAGCAAAGAUGCAACUUAGUCACCAUCAAGAAAAGCAGUCACAUGUGAGCCAUUUGUACAAAUUGUCCCUCACACUGGCAAUGGAUAUCAUCUCCAUUACUCAGCAAUCUAAAUUCAUUGAGGCUUCAGUGGAUUCUCUACAGCAAAAACUGAAAGCUUUAGAGAGUGAGAGCGUACAAUGGAGUGCAAAGGCAGAUCAAUAUGGAGAAAAACUGGAAACAAACUUGCAUUAUUGUACCAUGAAAGAAGAAAUAAAUGAGUUAAAGGAAUCCUAUAAAGAACUCAAGAAGAAGUUUAAUAACUUGAAAUUUAAUUAUCUGAAGAAAAAUGAAAAAUUCCGCAAUCUGAAAGCUGUCCGAAAUCAAAUCCAGCAAGUUGAAAUAUAUACUGAAAAAUUUGAGAUAUUCAAAAAGAAAAUGAUUCAGUAUGUGACAAAAGGCACUACUGUGCUGGAAAAGCACGUCCCGAGAGCGGAAGUUAAUGUACUUGAAGAAACGAUGAAUGAAGUUCAGAAACAAGUGAAUGACCUUGACAAGACAGUGGAGGAAUACAAACAAACCUUGGACAUGACGAUGCAAUUACAACAGGCAAUGGAAGAGAGUCAGUUUUGGUGUGAGGAUGCAAGUGGUACAGUUGUUCGAGUUGGGAAGUAUUCAGCUGAGUGCAAGACAAAGGAAUCAAUGGGAAUUCUUUACAAGCAGUUUGAAAAGUUUAUGUGGCCUACCGUGCCACAACAAGAAGAGAGAAUUCAGCAAAUCACAGAACUGGCAAUGCGACUAUACGGUCCUGAAGAAGCAAAUAAAUUUGUGAAGAAAAUGGUAACAAAGCACAAUGAGAUUCUUGAAUCAAUAAAGGAACUUUGCAAUGGGUUAAGAGAGCUUGAAUUAAAACUUCCUGAUGUGACUGAAGCUUCAGAAAAUGCAGCAGAAAAUUCAAGUAAAUCAAAUGAAGCAGGAAAUGCUCAGCAGGAAAGGCAGAUGGAAACCAAUGAUUGUCAACUAUCACCUGUAGAUGCAAGCUUGCAAAUAAUGCAUCAAACACUGGACAACCAAAAGCAAGGAAACAUGACUCUGGCAUCAUUGAAAUCUAUUGUGGACUCACCCGAAGAGGCAAAAGAAACUAAAGAGCUAAAGCAAAUGUCUAUGAGUGUCUCAAGUCAUAAUCAAGUUGUUGGACUACCCACAGAAGACAUCCAAGCAAGAAAAGAUAAUGUGAAGAGCUGCAGUGAGAAAGAGAUAUAUAUUCAGUGUUAUACCACCACCUUGUCACAGCCAUUUAGAACAAAGCCGUUACAAUCAAAUUCAAUAUUUCCAUCGACAUAUUCCACUGAUUCUGAGAGAAGAGUUUUUGCCCUUCACCUCAUACAAAAUGCAUCAAAAGAUGCAAGACUUCUCCCAACUGCUCCUGGGAACAAUUCAGAAAUAUUAAUGCCAAUUUCUGCUAAAGAUGAACAAAUGGGCGAAGCAGAAAACAGGGGAGCAUCAGAUGGUCAAAUAGAACUGCAAAAUCAUCCGUUGUCAUGCAAUCACGAGCAUUUAAAUACCAACGUGGGUGGAUUACUGAAAAAUCAAAUCUCUGAUUCAGUUCCAGAAGAUCCAUAUUCACAGGAAGCUACAGAACUGUUCCAUCCUUCCACUGAAGGCAGCACAGUGACAGAUGGAGAUUUGCAAAAUGAUCUUUUAGUAGAUGAAAACCAGUCUGUAGAAGAAUAUGAGUGCAUGUCUCCUGAUGACAUUUCCUUGCCUCCACUUCCAGAGACGCCUGAAUCGAACAUGCUCCAUUCUGAAACAGAAGUGGAUAAAAUGUCCAGAUUAAGUUCCCACAGCCUAUAUGCUGGGUCUUUUAGUGGCCAGCCACAAAUGCAAGCAAGCUAUAGUCAAAUGACUGACAAAUCUGAUACACUAGCACCUGUUGGCACUGCUGAUGCAGUAAAUCACUCAAGAUCACAAGUUUAUAGUGGAUUAGAAGGCAACUUUUCAUCUCAGCCCAAUCACAGCACUGAGCCCCGCACAAAAUACAGAUCCGAGUCUUCCUCUGUUAUCCACAGCCCACUGACAAUUCCUGCACCCAGUAUUGUUUCGAGCACCCUUUCACAUAUCUUAAAAUCCCAAACGGUAACUAAUUCCUCAGCCUGUGAUUCCUCCUGUGAAGUGCAUGAGACUCAGCUGCAGACUUAUAAUAUGCAUGAAAGUGUGACUGAGGCACAGGAGUUGCUGCAUGGUCAUAAUAGGAGCUGUCUUAGAAAAGAAUUGAGUCCUAGCAGAAAUAAUUCACAUGCUUCACCUGAGCCACUAACAGUACCUCUCAGUAUAGAUCAGUCAGUGCAUGAUACGGGUCAUCCAAUGGAUACUGUCAUCCAUGAGGAAAUCAGACAUGCAUCAAGAAGCAGAGCCAUGUGCAACCUGGCUAGCAACACACCCAACUUCUCCAAGCUCUUGUCUAAUGUCAAUGUGGUAGAAGGUUCUGCUGUGACCUUGGAAAUAGAAGUGACAGGAUUCCCAGAACCAACAUUGAUGUGGUACAAGAAUGGACAGAAGCUGACAACAGAUCAGCAUUUAAAAAUUUCACAAAAGGAAGGCAAACACAUUCUUUUCAUUGAGAAGGUGUCUGAUAAAGAUGCUGGCAUUUAUGUUGUACGAGCUAAUAAUUCUAAUGGUACUAUCAGUUCCAGUGCUAUCCUUCAAGUACAAGGUAACUGCAGUCUCAGAUGUUUUCACACUGGUGAUAUAGAUUGGUUCACUUGUCUUGGUUUGUUGUGUAUAUUAUACAUUAGCUUGUUUCUUAUGUAUAUCCUAUUAAUCUAA